GACUAGCGAGCGAUGAUCGGAUGGAGCUGCGGCCAAGGACGGGGCCCGGGGCCUGCGAGAUGGCGCGCGAGACUUCAAACAUACAGACAGGCAUCCAAAGAAUACAGCGCUCGUCCAAAACGGGCGCAGAACAGGCGGCCGGCUGCCAGGGCAGGCUGGAAGGCUGAAGGCUGAUGGCAGAGAGAGAGACGUCCUCUCCCCCUCUCCACUCGAACGUUUGGCGAGCGAGGCCAGAAGCCGCUAAGAAAAAUAGGUCGUAUCACAUCCUUCCAUGCGUCUCUAAUCUCGCGUGGGAGCUGCAUGGUUGACCCCCGCCGGCCUGCAGCGACCAGCAGCCUUACACACCGCAUCUCCUGGUUUGCCAAACAUGACCGUUGUGCUUACCGCAUCGAGCUCGCGACUCUGAUUCGGCCCAAUUCUCAGCUGGAGCCUUGCUGGACGAGGAACCAUGCGACGGAAGUACUCCCGAAACCACUUUGUCGAAUGGCAUCGCAUCACCUCACCAUCAUCACCAUCAUCAUCGUGGUGACUGGUGACUCCGCUGGCUGUGCUGGCUGUGCUGGCCCAGUACACGGUACCUCAACUCAGCAGUACAUGACAUAGUUAGUGCCUGCCCUGAAGGAUUGCACCCCCAUGCCCCCCGUGUCCAGAAACGUGAUCCUUUGGCACGCAGUACCAAGUCAGCUGACGAUGGAUUUGGCAGAGGGGGAGGGGCCCCCCUGGCCGUGGGAGCAGCAGAACGCGCCCUGGGAGCAACCACUGGAGAUUAUCAUCUUUUUUAUUAUCAUCGUCGUCACCAUCCUCCACCAACAACGUCGCGCCUGGAGGCUUGGCCGCAACACCCAUGACAUUGUUGGCCGCUAUUCUUGUCUACCCUACCAACUCACCCCAUCUUGGAGAGUCGUGCGCAGACUUGUGGGGUGACAGUCUGGGAAGCGAGCCAUGGACACAGCGUGCAACUGCAUGGAUCAAUUGAUGCCAACAACCCUCCACAGAUGGAUACGAUCCUGAGAUACGUACGUCCAUACGUAUGUAUCUAUGUACGCAGACACGAAACAGCUUCCAAGCCUGGCAUGCCGCUGCGUAUUACUGUGCCCGCCCGGCGAAAAUCACCCGGUCGCGCGCCGUCAAGUGACACACGGUGGGUUGGCCCGCCGGCUGGCCAUUGGCUAUGCAUGCGCUUUUUAUUGUUUAUUUAUUCCAUCGUACGUGUUCCCCAUUCGAUAGAUGGCCAUCUCGUCCAACAAAGAAAAGUAAGCAAACACCAGGAAGACGGUACACCGCCACUC
Messenger RNA from Periconia digitata, 1289 nucleotides. The record is from the annotation of a GenBank genome assembly. Lineage: Eukaryota; Fungi; Ascomycota; Dothideomycetes; Pleosporales; Periconiaceae.